GCCCUCACUCAACAUGGUCACCUUCCGCCUUCGUCCUGGUUCGUAAAUUGGCUCUUUCGGCUCCCGUUACUCCCCCCAGUUUGUCAACUGCCCGUAGUAGCCAUGGCGGCCAUGAGCUUAUUGCGGCGGGUUUCGGUCACUGCAGUGGCUGCUCUCUCCGGCCGCCCGCUUGGUACUCGGCUCGGAUUCGGGGGCUUCCUCACCCGUGGCUUUCCGAAGACUGUCGCUCCUGUGCGACAUAGUGGAGACCAUGGGAAAAGACUAUUUAUCAUCAAACCAUCUGCAUUCUAUGACAAGCGUUUUUUGAGGUUAAUGAAAUUCUACAUUUUGUUGACUGGGAUUCCAGUAGCCAUUGGCAUAACUCUGGUGAAUAUAUUCAUUGGUGAAGCUGAGUUAGCAGAGAUUCCAGAAGGCUACAUCCCAGAACACUGGGAAUAUUUCAAGCAUCCUAUAUCAAGAUGGAUUGCCCGAACUUUCUUUGAUAGUCCUGAAAAGAAUUAUGAAAAAACAAUGGCUAUCCUUCAGGUUGAAGCUGAGAAGUCUGAUUUACGGUUACAGGAGCUGGAAGUGCGAAGGUUAAUGCGUGCGAGAGGUGAUGGUCCCUGGUAUCAGUAUCCGACUGUUGAUAAAGUACUGAUAGAUUAUUCUCCAAAAGCAACUCCCGACAAUUAACCAUUUACUUCUCUACAUACAAAGUAUAUUCUCUUUAGGGGAAAAUUAAUCAGUAAAUAUAUUCUGUAUUUUUGCUCACAUGAUGAAUAAAAUAUCUUUCAUUGCACUAUUUCUCAGCAUUGGUGCAGAUUAAGA
Lutra lutra (Eurasian river otter) is the source of this 807-nucleotide messenger RNA. It is a transcript of the gene NDUFB5, whose product is annotated as NADH:ubiquinone oxidoreductase subunit B5. The coding region runs from base 103 to 672 and encodes 189 amino acids. The record is from RefSeq and is a predicted model, not a curated record. NCBI's taxonomy places the organism in Eukaryota, Metazoa, Chordata, Mammalia, Carnivora, Mustelidae. The transcript has 6 exons.